UCCCUCCGCCGCUCCGCUCCAACACAAAAUAGGGCCGCGUCUUCUCCUUUCUCCGCUUCUCGAGUGGGGUUCCCCAGGCAAAAGGUCCCCCCGGAUCUCGCGCCGGAGGCUUCCUGAAUCUCCACGACCGCUGCCGAGAUCUUGGGCUAGGAAAUAGCCCCUUCGCAGGAACCACCCUACCGGCCGAACAGGAGGCGGAGGGGGGGAGGCGGAGCGGCGCCGCGCUGCACUACUUUCCUCUCCGGUUGCAAAUGGCUGCCUCGUUCCCCACUUUCCGCUCAGUUUCCUGACCCCCCGGUGCCGGGAGCCGGGGUUGGGCCAUGCACCUCUAGGCCCCCCGCGAUCACAGCCAGCCGGGGGUCGAGGGGGUGCCGCCGAUCAGAGCCGGCCAGGCCGGGGGCGGGGCAGCUCCCGAGGCCAGAGGGGAAGGGAGGCGAGCGCAGGGCCUGGAGCGGCCGGAGGGGAGCGGGCAGAGGGCUCGCACCGCCCGCCCCUUCCUCUUCCUCGCCCACCUACCCUCCUCCCUUCCCCGGGGGGGAGCAGAAGGUGGGGGGCUCGAAGCCUCAGAGGGCGAGCGCUCGGGGUCGAGGAGCCCGGCGUUGGGUGUGUGUCAGGUUCAGCCCCGGCGGCCCCGCCGGCUCCGCGUCGCCGUAGCUCGCGCGGCCCCGGGGCGCCGGCCCGGGCGGGGAGAGGGGCUCGGCGCUCCAGCGAGGGUCUCACGUUCCAUCCGGGCCCGGCGCGGGGCGGCGCGGCAUUCCUUCCGGGCUGCUGGGGAGGCGCCUCGACGUUCCAUCUGGAGAGCCUCGACGUUCCGCCCGAGCCCGGCGCGGGCGGCCGGGGCGCUGGCCCGGCCCUAGGACUGAGAGGCCGCCCGGCGACGCGGAUGCGGAGCCUGCUCGCCCAAGAUCAAAGCCACCGGUGCUCUCUUUGUGUCCGCUCGGGCUUCGCCGCCCUGGGGCUGUCCAUGGAAACCUAAACUGCUGGAACCCGAGGCAGAGAACCCCUCUUUGGCUUCUUGCUGUUUUUGGGGGAGGAGGGUGGCCACUCCGACCUGGAUUUACCGUUCUUGGCCCCCCUAAGCCCCCCCGUGCGGGGGGCGGCUGUGAUCGCUCUGGCGGUUGGAGGUCGGGGAGCGGCCCGGGCUCUGGCCAUGUUCUCGGAUGAGGAUUUCUGGAUCGCCCUGUGAAGAGGUCUCCCCGAGAGGGCCCUGCCCAGUCGGAGAGAGGGAUGGACAGCCAGAAGCCGCCUGGUGAGGAUAAAGAUUCAGAACCGGCAGCUGAUGGACCUGCAGCCUCUGAGGAGUCAGGCACCACUGAGCCAGACCUUCCCAACCCACACGUGGGGGAGGUCUCUGUGCCCAGUUCUGGAGGUCCUAGGCUUCAGGAGCCUCCCCAGGACUGCAGUGGGGGUCCAGUGCGGCGUUGUGCUCUCUGUAACUGCGGGGAGCCCAGUCUACAUGGGCAGCGGGAGCUACGGCGCUUUGAGUUGCCAUUUGACUGGCCCCAGGGUCCAGUGGUGUCCCCUGGAGGGAACCCAGGGCCCAGUGAAGCAGCGCUGCCCAGUGAGGACCUGUCACAGAUUGGUUUCCCUGAGGGCCUGACACCCGCCCACCUGGGAGAACCUGGAGGGUCCUGUUGGGCUCACCAUUGGUGUGCUGCAUGGUCGGCAGGCGUAUGGGGGCAGGAGGGCCCAGAACUAUGUGGUGUGGACAAGGCCAUCUUCUCAGGGAUCUCACAGCGCUGCUCCCACUGCACCAGGCUCGGUGCCUCCAUCCCUUGCCGCUCACCCGGAUGUCCACGGCUUUACCACUUCCCCUGUGCGACUGCCAGCGGUUCCUUCUUAUCCAUGAAAACACUGCAGCUGCUAUGCCCGGAGCACAGUGAGGGGGCUGCACAUCUGGAGGAGGCUCGUUGUGCAGUGUGUGAGGGGCCAGGGGAAUUGUGUGACCUGUUCUUCUGUACCAGUUGCGGGCAUCACUAUCACGGGGCCUGCCUGGACACUGCUCUUACCGCCCGCAAGCGUGCUGGCUGGCAGUGCCCUGAAUGCAAAGUGUGCCAAGCCUGCAGGAAACCUGGGAAUGACUCUAAGAUGUUGGUCUGUGAGACGUGUGACAAAGGGUACCAUACCUUCUGCCUAAAACCACCCAUGGAGGAACUGCCUGCUCACUCUUGGAAGUGCAAGGCAUGCCGGGUAUGCCGGGCCUGUGGGGCCGGCUCAGCAGAGCUGAAUCCCAACUCUGAGUGGUUUGAAAACUACUCACUCUGUCACCGCUGUCACAAAGCCCAGGGAGGACAGCUUGUCAGUUCUGUUGCUGAGCAGCAGCCCCCUGUCNGGGAGGGGUUCUCACCCCCAGAGCCUGGCGAUAACCCCACUGAUGAGCCCGAAGCUCUGUACGUUGCAUGCCAAGGGCAGCCAAAGGGUGGGAACGUGACCUCUAUGCAACCCAAGGAACCGGGGCCCCUGCAAUGUGAAGCCAAACCACUAGGGAGAGCAGGGGCCCAACUUGAGCCCCGGUUGGAGGUCCCCCUAAAUGAGGAGAUGCCACUGCUGCCCCCACCUGAGGAGUCGCCCCUGUCCCCACCACCUGAGGAAUCGCCCACCUCCCCACCACCUGAGGCAUCGCGCCUGUCCCCGCCACCGGAGGAAUCACCCCUCUCUCCGCCGCCUGAGGAGUCUCCUCUGUCUCCUCCACCUGAAUCAUCACCUUUUUCUCCACUGGAGGAGUCACCAUUCUCUCCACCAGCGGAGUCACCCCCAUCUCCCCCACUCGAGACACCCCUGUCUCCACCGCCUGAAGCGUCACCCCUAUCCCCACCAUUUGAAGAAUCUCCCCUGUCCCCCCCGCCUGAGGAGUUGCCCACUUCCCCACCACCUGAAGCGUCUCGCCUGUCUCCACCGCCUGAGGAGUCACCCAUGUCUCCUCCACCUGAAGAGUCACCUAUGUCUCCACCACCUGAGGCAUCUCGUCUGUUCCCACCAUUUGAAGAAUCGCCCCUGUCCCCUCCACCAGAGGAAUCUCCCCUCUCCCCACCACCUGAGGCAUCACGUCUGUCCCCACCACCUGAGGACUCGCCCAUGUCCCCACCACCUGAAGACUCACCUAUGUCCCCCCCGCCUGAGGUGUCAUGCCUGUCCCCCUUGCCUGAGGUGUCACGCCUGUCCCCACCGCCUGAAGAAUCCCCCCUGUCCCCACCACCCGAGGAGUCUCCCACGUCCCCUCCACCUGAGGCUUCACGCCGAUUCCCACCACCUGAGGACUCACCCACUUCCCCGCCACCUGAAGACUCACCUGCUUCUCCACCACCGGAGAACUUACUCGUGACCCUGCCGCUAGAGGAGUCAUCCCUGUUGCCACUGCCUGAGGAGCCACGACUCUGCCCCCGGCCUGAGGAGCCGCACCUGUCCCCUCGGCCUGAGGAGCCGCACCUGUCCCCUGCACUUGAGGAACCAUGCCUGUCGCCCGCGCCUAAGGAGCUGCGUCUAUCCCCUUGGCUUGAGGAGCCACGUCUGUCCCCCCGGCCUGAGAAGCCAUGCUUGUCCCCUGCCCCUGAGGAGCUGCACCUGUCCCCUGGGCCUGCGGAGCCCUGUCUGUCCCCCCGGCCUGAGGAGCCAUGCCUGUCUCCCCGGCCUGAGGAGCCACGCCUGUCCCCCAUGCCUGAGGAGCCGCAGCUGUCCCCCAGGCCUGAGGAGCCGCGCCUGUCCCCCCGGCCAGAGGAACCGCGCCUGUCCCCCCGGCUUGAGGAACCGUGCCUGUCCCCCGUGCCUGAGGAGCCGCGCUUGUCCCCCCGGCCCGAGGAACCGCGCCUGUCCCCUCGACCUGAAGAGCCCCCUGAGGAGCCAGGCCUAUGCCCUGCACCUGAGGAAUUGCCCUUGUUCCUCCCACCUGGGGAGCCACCUUUAUCCCCCUUGCUUGGAGAGCCGGCCCUGUCUGAGCCUGGGGAACCACCUCUGUCCCCUGUACCUGAGGAGUUGCCGUUGUCCCCAUCCGGGGAGCCAUCCUUGUCACCUCAGCUGAUGCCACCAGAUCCUCUUCCUCCUCCACUCUCACCCAUUAUCACAGCUGUGGCUCCGCCGGCUCUGUCUCCUUUGGGGGAGUUAGAAUACCCCUUUGGUGCCAAAGGGGACAGUGACCCUGAGUCGCCGUUGGCUGCCCCCAUCCUUGAGACGCCCAUCAGCCCUCCACCAGAAGCUAACUGCACUGACCCUGAGCCUGUACCCCCUAUGAUCCUCCCUCCAUCUCCAGGCUCCCCAGUGGGACCAGCCUCUCCCAUCCUGAUGGAGCCCCUUCCCUCUCGGUGUUCUCCACUCCUGCAGCAUUCCCUGCCUCCCCAAAACUCCCCUCCUUCCCAGUGCUCUCUUCCUGCUCUGCCACUGUCCAUUCCCUCCCCGCUGAGUCCCAUGGAGAAGGCAGUGGAGGUCUCAGAUGAGGCUGAGCUGCAUGAGAUGGAGACUGAGAAAGUCCCAGAACCUGAGUGUCCAGCCCUGGAACCCAGCCCUACUAGUCCUCUUCCCUCCCCCAUGGGGAACCUUUCCUGCCCUGCACCCAGCCCUGCCCCAGCUUUGGAUGACUUCUCUGGUCUGGGGGAAGACACAGCCCCUCUGGAUGGGACUGACACUCCUGGUUCACAGCCAGAGGCUGGACAGACCCCUGGCAGUUUGGCUAGUGAACUUAAGGGUUCCCCUGUGCUCCUGGACCCCGAGGAGCUGGCCCCUGUGACCCCUAUGGAGGUCUAUGGCCCAGAAGGCAAGCAGGCAGGGCAGGGUUCACCCUGUGAAGAGCAAGAGGAGCCACGUGUACCAGUGGCCCCUACCCCACCCACUCUCAUCAAAUCCGACAUCGUUAAUGAGAUCUCUAAUCUGAGCCAGGGUGAUGCCAGUGCCAGUUUUCCUGGCUCAGAGCCCCUGCUAGGCUCUCCCGACCCCGAGGGGGGCGGCUCCUUGUCCAUGGAGCUGGGGGUAUCUACAGAUGUUAGUCCAGCCCGAGAUGAGGGCUCCUUGCGGCUCUGUACUGACUCGCUGCCAGAGACUGACGACUCGCUACUGUGUGAUGCUGGGACAGCUAUUGGCGGAGGCAAAGCCGAGGGGGACAAGGGGAGGCGGCGCAGCUCCCCAGCUCGUUCCCGCAUCAAACAGGGUCGCAGCAGUAGUUUCCCAGGAAGACGCCGGCCACGUGGAGGAGCACAUGGAGGACGUGGGAGAGGACGGGCCCGGCUAAAAUCAACUACUUCUUCCAUUGAGACUCUGGUAGUUGCUGAUAUCGAUAGCUCUCCCAGCAAAGAGGAAGAAGAUGACGAUGACGACACCAUGCAAAAUACUGUGGUUCUUUUCUCCAACACAGACAAGUUUGUCCUAAUGCAGGACAUGUGCGUGGUAUGUGGCAGCUUCGGCCGGGGGGCAGAGGGCCACCUCCUUGCCUGUUCCCAGUGUUCUCAGUGCUAUCACCCUUACUGUGUCAACAGCAAGAUCACCAAGGUGAUGCUGCUGAAGGGCUGGCGUUGUGUGGAGUGCAUCGUGUGUGAGGUGUGCGGCCAAGCCUCGGACCCCUCACGCCUGCUGCUCUGUGAUGACUGUGACAUUAGCUACCACACGUACUGCCUGGACCCACCACUGCUCACCGUGCCCAAGGGUGGCUGGAAGUGCAAGUGGUGUGUGUCUUGUAUGCAGUGUGGGGCCGCCUCCCCUGGCUUCCACUGUGAAUGGCAGAAUAGUUACACACACUGCGGGCCCUGCGCCAGCCUGGUGACCUGCCCUAUCUGUCACGCCCCGUACAUGGAAGAGGACCUACUGAUCCAGUGCCGCCACUGUGAACGGUGGAUGCAUGCUGGCUGCGAGAGCCUCUUCACAGAGGAUGAUGUGGAGCAGGCGGCUGACGAGGGCUUUGACUGUGUCUCCUGCCAGCCCUACGUGGUAAAGCCUGCUGUGCCUGUCGCCCCUCCAGAAUUGGUGCCUAUGAAGGUAAAAGAGCCAGAGCCUCAGUACUUUCGCUUCGAGGGUGUGUGGUUGACAGAAACAGGCAUGGCCGUGCUGCGAAAUCUGACCAUGUCACCCCUGCACAAGCGGCGCCAGCGGCGAGGACGGCUUGGCCUCCCAGGCGAGGCAGGGCUAGAGGGUGCUGAGCCCUCAGAUGCCCUUGGCCCUGAUGACAAGAAGGAUGGGGACCUGGACACUGAUGAACUGCUCAAGGGUGAAGGUGGCGUGGAACACAUGGAAUGUGAAAUGAAACUGGAGGGCCCCGUCAGCCCUGAUGUGGAGCCUGGCAGAGAGGAGACUGAGGAAAGCAAGAAACGCAAGCGCAAACCCUAUCGGCCUGGCAUCGGCGGUUUCAUGGUGCGACAGCGGAAAUCCCACACACGUGUGAAAAAGGGGCCUGCUGCACAGGCGGAGGUGUUGAGUGGGGAUGGGCAGCCCGACGAGGUGAUGCCUGCGGACCUGCCUGUUGAGGGCCCUGUGGACCAGAGCUUAGCUGAUGGGGAUGAGAAGAAGAAGCAGCAGCGGCGAGGGCGCAAGAAGAGCAAACUGGAAGACAUGUUUCCUGCUUAUCUGCAGGAAGCCUUCUUUGGGAAGGAGCUGCUGGACCUGAGCCGGAAGGCCCUUUUUGCAGUUGGUGUGGGCCGGCCGAGCUUUGGACUAGGAACCCCAAAAGCCAAGGGGGAUGGAGGCUCAGAUAGGAAGGAGCUCCCCACCUCACAGAAAGGAGAUGAUGGUCCAGAUGUUGCAGAUGAAGAAUCCCGUGGCCCUGAGGGCAAGGCUGAUACACCAGGACCUGAAGACGGAGGCGUCAAGGCAUCCCCAGUGCCCAGUGACCCUGAGAAGCCCGGCACUCCGGGUGAAGGGAUGCUUAGCUCUGACUUAGAUAGGAUUCCCACCGAAGAACUGCCCAAGAUGGAAUCCAAGGACCUGCAGCAGCUCUUCAAGGAUGUUCUGGGUUCUGAACGAGAGCAGCACCUGGGUUGCGGGACCCCUGGCCCGGACGGCAGCCGGACACCGCUGCAGAGGCCCUUUCUUCAAGGUGGACUCCCUUUGGGCAAUCUCCCCUCCAGCAGCCCAAUGGACUCCUACCCGGGCCUCUGCCAGUCCCCGUUCCUGGAUUCUAGGGAGCGCGGGGGCUUCUUUAGCCCGGAACCCGGUGAGCCAGACAGCCCCUGGACAGGCUCGGGGGGCACCACGCCCUCCACCCCCACCACCCCCACCACGGAGGGUGAGGGCGACGGGCUCUCCUAUAACCAGCGGAGCCUUCAGCGCUGGGAGAAGGAUGAGGAGUUGGGCCAGCUCUCCACCAUCUCGCCUGUGCUCUAUGCCAACAUUAACUUUCCCAGUCUCAAGCAGGAUUACCCAGACUGGUCUAGCCGUUGCAAACAAAUCAUGAAGCUCUGGAGAAAAGUUCCAGCUGCUGACAAAGCCCCUUACCUGCAAAAGGCCAAAGAUAACCGGGCGGCUCACCGCAUCAACAAGGUGCAAAAGCAGGCUGAGAGCCAGAUCAACAAGCAGACCAAGGUGGGCGACAUGGCCCGUAAGACUGACCGACCGGCCCUACAUCUCCGCAUUCCCCCCCAGCCAGGGGCACUGGGCAGUCCGCCCCCCGCUGCUGCCCCCACCAUUUUCAUUGGCAGCCCCACAACCCCCGCCGGCUUGUCUACCUCUGCGGAUGGGUUCCUGAAGCCGCCGGCGGGCACGGUGCCCGGCCCCGACUCGCCCGGUGAGCUCUUCCUCAAGCUCCCACCCCAGGUGCCCGCCCAAGUGCCUUCGCAGGACCCCUUUGGACUGGCCCCCGCCUACGCUCUGGAGCCCCGCUUCCCCACGGCACCACCUACCUAUCCUCCCUAUCCUAGUCCGACUGGGGCCCCCGCGCAGCCCCUGACGCUGGGCGCCUCAUCUCGUCCUGGGACUGGCCAGCCAGGGGAAUUCCACACUACCCCACCUGGCACCCCCCGACACCAGCCGUCCACACCUGACCCCUUUCUCAAACCCCGCUGCCCAUCACUGGACAACCUGGCUGUGCCUGAGAGCCCAGGGGUGGGGGGAGGCAAGGCUACCGAGCCCCUGCUGUCGCCUCCGCCUUUUGCGGAGUCUCGGAAGGCCCUAGAGGUGAAGAAGGAAGAGCUCGGGGCAUCCUCUCCUAGCUAUGGGCCCCCAAACCUAGGCUUUGUUGACUCACCUUCCUCGGGCCCCCACCUGGGCAGCCUGGAGUUAAAGGCACCUGAUGUCUUCAAAGCCCCCCUGACCCCUCGGGCAUCUCAGGUAGAGCCCCAGAGCCCGGGCUUGGGCCUAAGGCCCCAGGAGCCACCCCCUGCCCAGGCUUUGGCCCCUUCUUCCCCUAGCCACUCGGACAUCUUUCGCCCUGGCCCCUACCCUGACCCCUAUGCCCAGCCCCCAUUGACGCCUCGGCCCCAACCCCCACCCCCAGAGAGCUGCUGUGCCCUGCCCCCUCGCUCAUUGCCCUCAGACCCUUUCUCCCGAGUGCCCGCCAGUCCCCAGUCCCAGUCCAGCUCCCAGUCCCCAUUAACACCCCGUCCUUUGUCUGCCGAGGCUUUUUGCCCAUCCCCUGUUACCCCUCGCUUUCAGUCCCCUGAUCCCUAUUCCCGUCCACCUUCACGCCCUCAGUCCCGUGACCCAUUUGCCCCGUUGCAUAAGCCACCCCGACCCCAGCCCCCUGAAGUUGCCUUCAAGGCUGGGCCUCUAGCCCACACUCCUCUGGGGGCUGGGGGCUUCCCAGCAGCGCUGCCCUCAGGGCCGGCAGGUGAGCUCCAUGCUAAGGUCCCAAGUGGGCAGCCGCCCAAUUUCGCCCGGUCCCCUGGGACGGGUGCUUUUGUGGGCACCCCCUCUCCCAUGCGUUUCACUUUCCCUCAGGCAGUAGGGGAGCCUUCCCUAAAGCCCCCCGUCCCUCAGCCUGGUCUCCCUCCACCCCAUGGGAUCAACAGCCAUUUUGGGCCUGGCCCUACCUUGGGCAAGCCUCAAAGCACAAACUACACAGUAGCCACAGGGAACUUCCACCCAUCGGGCAGCCCCCUGGGAUCCAGCAGUGGGUCCACAGGAGAGGGCUUCGGGCUGUCCCCGCUACGCCCCCCAUCAGUCCUACCACCACCUGCACCCGAUGGAUCCCUCCCCUACCUGUCCCAUGGAGCCUCACAGCGGGCAGGCAUCACCUCUCCAGCGGAUAAGCGAGAAGACCCAGGGGCUGGAAUGGGCAGCUCUUUGGCGGCACCCGAACUUCCAGGUACCCAGGACCCAGGCAUGUCCAGCCUCAGCCAAACAGAACUGGAGAAACAGCGACAGCGCCAGCGACUCCGGGAGCUGCUGAUUCGGCAGCAGAUCCAGCGCAAUACCCUGCGGCAGGAGAAGGAGACAGCUGCGGCAGCUGCAGGAGCAGUGGGGCCCCCGGGCAGCUGGGGUGCUGAGCCCAGCAGCCCUGCCUUUGAGCAACUGAGUCGAGGCCAGACCCCCUUCCCCGGGACCCAGGACAAGAGUAGCCUUGUGGGGCUGCCCCCAAGCAAGUUGGGUGGCCCCAUUCUGGGGCCAGGGGCUUUCCCCGGCGACGACCGACUCUCCCGGCCACCUCCACCAGCCACCCCUUCUUCUAUGGAUGUGAACAACCGGCAACUGGUGGGAGGCUCCCAAGCCUUCUAUCAGCGAGCGCCCUACCCUGGGUCCCUGCCCUUACAGCAGCAGCAGCAGCAGCCACUGUGGCAGCAGCAGCAGCAGCAGCAGGCGGCAACAGCAGCAACCUCCAUGCGACUUGCCAUGUCUACUCGCUUUCCAUCAACUCCUGGGCCUGAGCUUGGCCGCCAAGCCCUAGGCUCCCCCUUGGCGGGAAUUCCCACCCGCCUGCCUGGCCCAGGGGAGCCAGUGCCUGGUCCAGCAGGUCCUGCCCAGUUCAUUGAGUUGCGGCACAAUGUACAGAAAGGACUAGGACCUGGGGGGGCUCCUUUUCCUGGUCAGGGCCCCCCUCAGAGGCCCCGUUUUUACCCAGUAAGUGAGGACUCCCACCGAAUGGCUCCUGAAGGGCUUCGAGGCCUAGCGGUGUCUGGCCUUCCCCCACAGAAACCCUCAGCCCCUCCGGCCCCUGAACUGAACAACAGCCUCCAUCCAAUGCCCCACACCAAAGGUCCCUCCCUUCCCACUGGCUUGGAGCUGGUUAGCCGGCCCCCCUCAAGCAGUGAGCUUGGCCGCCCUCCUCCUCUGGCCCUGGAAACUGGGAAGUUACCCUGCGAGGAUCCCGAGCUGGACGAUGACUUUGAUGCCCACAAGGCCCUAGAGGAUGAUGAGGAGCUUGCUCACCUGGGCCUGGGUGUGGAUGUGGCCAAGGGAGAUGAUGAGCUGGGCACCUUGGAAAACCUGGAGACCAAUGACCCCCACCUGGAUGACCUGCUCAAUGGGGAUGAGUUUGAUCUGCUGGCCUAUACUGAUCCUGAGCUGGACACUGGGGACAAGAAGGACAUCUUCAAUGAGCACCUAAGGCUGGUGGAGUCAGCCAAUGAAAAGGCUGAGCGGGAAGCCCUGCUGCGGGGGGUGGAGCCAGUUCCCUUGGGCCCUGAGGAACGCCCUCCCCCUGCUGCUGAUGCCUCUGAGCCCCGUCUGGCGUCGGUGCUUCCUGAGGUGAAGCCCAAGGUGGAGGAAGGUGGGCGCCACCCUUCCCCUUGCCAGUUCACCGUUACCACCCCCAAGGUAGAGCCAGCACCUGCCACCACUUCCCUAGGCCUGGGACUAAAGCCAGGACAGAGUGUGAUGGGCAGCCGGGACACCCGGAUGGGCACAGGACCCUUUUCCAGCAGUGGGCACACAACUGAGAAGAGCCCCUUUGGGGCCACGGGAGGACCACCAGCUCACCUGCUGACCCCCAGCCCGCUGAGUGGCCCAGGAGGGUCCUCCCUGCUGGAAAAGUUUGAGCUAGAGAGUGAGGCCUUGACCUUGCCCGGUGGCCAUGCAGCGUCUGGGGAUGAGCUGGACAAGAUGGAAAGCUCGCUGGUUGCCAGUGAGUUACCCCUGCUCAUCGAGGACCUGUUGGAGCAUGAGAAGAAGGAGCUGCAGAAGAAGCAGCAGCUUUCGGCACAGCUGCAGCCUGCCCAGCAGCAGCAACAGCAGCAGCAACAGCAGCAACAUUCCUUGCUGUCUACACCAGGCCCUGCCCAGGCCAUGUCUUUGCCACACGAGGGCUCUUCUCCCAGUUUGGCUGGGCCCCAACAGCAGCUUGCCCUAGGACUUGGAGGUUCCCGACAGCCAGGCCUGGCCCAACCCCUGAUGCCCACCCAGCCACCAGCACAUGCCCUACAGCAGCGCCUGGCCCCAUCCAUGGCCAUGGUGUCCAAUCAAGGGCAUAUGCUAAGUGGGCAGCAUGGGGGGCAGGCAGGCUUGGUGCCCCAGCAGAGCUCACAGCCAGUGCUGGCGCAGAAGCCCGUGGGUACCGUGCCACCUUCCAUGUGCAUGAAACCUCAGCAGCUGGCCAUGCAGCAGCAGCUGGCUAACAGCUUCUUCCCGGAUACAGAUCUGGACAAAUUUGCAGCAGAAGAUAUCAUCGAUCCCAUUGCAAAGGCUAAGAUGGUGGCUUUGAAAGGCAUCAAGAAGGUGAUGGCUCAGGGCAGCAUUGGAGUGGCACCUGGUAUGAACAGGCAACAAGUGUCCCUGCUAGCCCAGAGGCUCUCAGGGGGGCCCGGCAGUGAUCUGCAGAAUCACGUGGCAGCUGGGAGUGGCCAGGAGCGGAGUGCUGGUGACCCCUCCCAGCCUCGUCCCAAUCCACCCACCUUUGCCCAGGGAGUGAUCAAUGAGGCUGACCAGCGGCAGUAUGAGGAAUGGCUCUUUCAUACCCAGCAGCUCCUGCAGAUGCAGCUGAAGGUGCUAGAGGAGCAGAUUGGUGUGCACCGCAAGUCCCGGAAGGCUCUGUGCGCCAAGCAGCGCACUGCCAAAAAGGCUGGCCGCGAGUUCCCGGAGGCUGAUGCUGAGAAGCUCAAGCUGGUUACAGAGCAACAGAGCAAGAUCCAGAAACAACUGGAUCAGGUCCGGAAGCAGCAGAAGGAGCACACCAAUCUCAUGGCAGAGUAUCGGAAUAAGCAGCAGCAGCAGCAGCAACAACAGCAGCAGCAGCAGCACUCAGCUGUGCUGGCCCUUAGCCCUUCCCAGAGUCCCCGGCUCCUCACCAAGCUCCCUGGUCAGCUCCUCCCAGGCCAUGGGCUGCAGCCACCGCAGGGGCCUCCGGGCGGGCAAGCUGCAGGUCUUCGCCUGCCACCAGGGAGCAUGACACUCCCCGGACAGCCUGGUGGCCCUUUCCUCAACACCUCCCUGGCCCAGCAGCAGCAGCAGCAACAUUCUGGUGGGGCUGGGGCCUUGGCUGGCCCCUCGGGGGGCUUUUUCCCUGGCAACCUGGCUCUUCGAGGCCUAGGACCCGAUUCGAGACUUUUACAGGAGAGGCAGCUGCAGCUCCAGCAGCAACGCAUGCAGCUAGCCCAGAAACUGCAGCAGCAGCAGCAGCAGCAGCAGCAGCACCUCCUAGGACAGGUGGCAGUCCAGCAACAACAGCAGCAGAGCCUGGGCGUACAGGCAAACCAGGCUCUGGGUCCCAAGCCCCAGGCACUUCUGCCUCCCAGUAGCCACCCGGGCCUCUUGGUCCAGCAGCUGUCCCCACAACCACCCCAGGGGCCCCAGGGCAUGCUGGGCCCUGCCCAGGUGGCAGUGUUGCAGCAGCAGCAGCAGCACCCUGGAGCUUUGGGCCCCCAGGGUCCUCACAGACAGGUGCUUCUGACCCAGUCCCGGGUGCUGAGUUCCCCCCAGCUGGCACAGCAGGGUCAGGGCCUUAUGGGACACCGGCUGGUCACGGCCCAGCAGCAGCAGCAGCAGCAGCACCAGCAAGGAUCCAUGGCAGGCCUUUCCCAUCUGCAGCAGGGCCUGAUGCCACAUGGUGGGCAGCCCAAACUCAGUGCUCAGCCCAUGGCCGCCUUGCAGCAGCAGCAGCAGCUCCAACAGCAGCAACAGCAGCAGCAGCUCCAACAGCAGCAGCAACAGCAGCUCCAACAGCAGCAGCAGCAGCUCCAACAACAGCAGCUCCAACAACAGCAGCAGCAGCAGCUCCAACAGCAGCAGCUCCAACAACAGCAGCAGCAGCAGCAGCUCCAACAGCAACAGCAACAACAGCAGCAGCUCCAACAGCAGCAGCAGCAACAGCAGCAGCUCCAACAGCAGCAGCAGCAAUUUCAGCAGCAGCUCCAACAGCAGCAGCAGCAACAAUUACAGCAGCAGCAGCAGCAGCAGCAGCAGCAGAUGGGCCUCUUGAACCAGAGUCGAACUUUACUGUCUCCGCCGCAGCAGCCGCCGCAGCCGUCGCAGCAGCAGGUACCCCUGGGCCCUGGCAUGCCUGCCAAGCCUGCGCAACACUUUUCUAGCCCCGGAGCCCUGGGCGCCACCAUCCUGACGGGCAAGGAGCAGAGCAUGGUAGAGACGGCUCUUCCUCCAGAGGCCGCGGAGGGGCCGUCCAUACAUCAGGGGGCGCCGCUAGCCCUAGGGGCUGUUGCUGAGUCGGCGGCCACUGAACCUGGGGAGGUGAAGCCCUCUCUCUCCGGGGACUCGCAGCUCCUGCUUGUCCAGCCUCAGGCCCAGCCGCAGCCCAGCCCUGUGCAGCUGCAGCCGCCUCUGAGGCUCCCGGGGCCCCAGCAGCAGCAAAUGAACUUGCUCCACACAGCAGGUGUGGGAAGCCAUGGGCAAGCAGGCAGCGGCUCAUCCUCAGAGGCCUCAUCCGUGCCCCACCUGCUGGCCCAGUCCUCUGUUCCUUUAGGGGAGCAGCCUGGGACCAUGACCCAGAACCUUCUGGGCUCCCAACAGCCCCUUGGACUAGAGCGGCCGGUGCAAAAUAAUGCAGGGCCACAGCCUGCCAAAGCAGGGUCUGUCCCCCAGUCUGGGCCGGGGCUGCCCGGACCUGGAAUCAUGCCAACAGUGGGUCAACUUCGAGCGCAGCUCCAAGGAGUCCUGGCCAAAAACCCCCAGCUGCGGCACUUGAGCCCGCAGCAGCAACAGCAGCUACAGGCGCUCCUCAUGCAGCGGCAGCUGCAGCAGAGUCAGGCAGUGCGCCAGGCCCCACCCUACCAGGAGCCUGGGGCCCAGCCCUCUCCCCUCCAGGGCCUCCUGGGCCGCCAGCCCCAACUUGGGGGCUUCCCUGGAUCCCAGACAGGCCCUCUCCAGGAGCUAGGGGCAGGACUUCGACCUCAGGGCCCACCCCGGCUCCCCGCCCCACAAGGAGCCUUAGCCGCAGGACCGGUCCUCGGCCCUGUCCAUCCCACACCUCCACCAUCCAGCCCCCAAGAGCCAAAGAGACCUUCCUCACAGCCCCCUGGAGCCAGCCCUCUGGUCCCAUCCCAGCUCCCUUCUGAGGCCCAGCUCCCCCCCACCCAGCCAGGGAUCCCAAAGCCCCAGGGGCCAUCCUUGGAGCUGCCUUCUGGGAGGGUCUCACCUGCUGCUGCCCAGCUUGCGGAUACCUUCUUCGGCAAGGGGCUGGGACCUUGGGACCCCCCAGACAACCUAGUGGAAGCCCAGAAGCCAGAGCAGAGCAGCCUGGUACCUGGGCGUCUGGAGCAGGUGAACGGGCAGGCAGUGCCUGAGCCACCCCAUCUCAGCAUCAAGCAGGAGCCUCGGGAGGAGCCAUGUGCCCUGGGAGCCCAGGCGGUGAAGAGGGAGGCCAACGGGGAGCCAAUAGGGGCACCAGGUACCAGCAACCACCUCCUGCUGGCAGGCCCCCGCUCAGAGGCCGGGCAUCUGCUCUUGCAGAAGCUUCUACGGGCAAAGAAUGUGCAACUCAGCACUGGGCGGGGGCCCGAGGGGCUGCGAGCUGAGAUCAACGGGCACAUUGACAGCAAGCUGGCUGGGCUGGAGCAGAAACUACAGGGUACCCCCAGCAACAAGGAGGAUACAGCAGCAAGGAAACCUGUGACACCAAAGCCCAAGCGGGUGCAGAAGGCAAGCGACAGGUUGGUGAGCUCCCGAAAGAAGCUGCGGAAGGAGGACGGGGUCAGGGCCAGCGAGGCCUUGCUGAAACAGCUGAAACAGGAGCUGUCCCUGCUGCCCCUAACGGAGCCUACCAUCACCGCCAAUUUUAGCCUCUUUGCUCCCUUCGGCAGUGGCUGCCCAGUCAAUGGGCAGUGCCAGCUGAGGGGGGCCUUUGGAAGUGGGGCGCUGUCCACUGGCCCUGACUACUAUUCCCAGCUGCUUACCAAGAAUAACCUGAGUAACCCGCCGACACCACCCUCGUCGCUGCCCCCCACCCCACCCCCAUCGGUGCAGCAGAAGAUGGUGAAUGGCGUCACUCCAUCUGAAGAGCUGGGGGAGCACCCCAAGGAUGCUGCCUCUGCCCGGGAUACUGAAGGGACACUGAGGGAUGCUUCAGAGGUGAAGAGUCUAGACCUACUGGCCGCCUUGCCUACACCCCCUCACAAUCAGACUGAGGAUGUCAGGAUGGAGAGUGAUGAGGACAGCGAUUCUCCUGAUAGCAUUGUGCCGGCUUCUUCCCCCGAAAGCAUCCUGGGGGAGGAGGCCCCUCGUUUCCCUCAGCUGGGCUCAGGCCGGUGGGAGCAGGAAGACCGGGCUCUCUCCCCUGUCAUCCCCAUCAUUCCUCGGGCCAGUAUCCCAGUCUUCCCAGAUACCAAACCUUAUGGGGCCCUAGACCUGGAGGCCCCUGGAAAGCUGCCUGCCACAACUUGGGAAAAGGGCAAAGGAAGUGAGGUGUCAGUCAUGCUGACGGUGUCUGCUGCUGCGGCCAAGAACCUGAAUGGUGUGAUGGUGGCAGUGGCAGAGCUGCUAAGCAUGAAGAUCCCCAACUCCUAUGAGGUGCUGUUCCCAGAGAGCCCUGCCCGGGCGGGCAUUGAACCCAAGAAGGGGGAAGCCGAGGGCCCUGGAGGGAAAGAAAAGGGUCUGGGAGGCAAGAGCCCAGAAGCUGGCCCUGAUUGGCUGAAGCAGUUUGAUGCAGUAUUGCCCGGCUAUACCCUUAAGAGCCAGCUAGACAUCUUGAGCCUCCUGAAACAGGAGAGCCCUGCCCCAGAGCCACCCACCCAGCACAGCUACACCUACAACGUCUCCAAUCUGGAUGUGCGACAGCUCUCCGCCCCGCCUCCUGAAGAACCCUCCCCGCCGCCAUCCCCUUUGGCACCCUCUCCUGCCAGCCCCCCUGCCGAAGCCCUGGUUGAACUCUCGACUGAACCCUUAGCUGAGCCACCAGUCCCGUCGCCUCUGCCACUGGCCUCAUCCCCUGAAUCAGCCCGACCCAAGCCCCGAGCCCGGCCCCCUGAAGAAGCUGAAGAUUCCCGGCCCCCUCGGCUCAAGAAGUGGAAGGGGGUGCGCUGGAAGCGGCUGCGGCUGCUGCUGACCAUCCAGAAGGGCAGCGGGCGGCAGGAGGAUGAGCGGGAAGUGGCGGAGUUCAUGGAACAGCUUGGCACGGCCCUGCGACCCGACAAGGUGCCUCGUGACAUGCGGCGCUGCUGCUUCUGUCACGAGGAGGGUGAUGGGGCCACUGAUGGGCCUGCCCGCCUGCUGAACCUGGACCUGGACCUGUGGGUGCACCUCAACUGUGCGCUGUGGUCCACGGAGGUCUACGAGACCCAGGGCGGGGCGCUGAUGAACGUGGAGGUCGCCCUGCACCGAGGACUCUUAACCAAGUGCUCCCUGUGCCAGCGCACCGGCGCCACCAGCAGCUGCAAUCGAAUGCGUUGCCCCAGCGUCUACCAUUUCGCCUGCGCCAUCCGCGCCAAGUGCAUGUUCUUCAAGGACAAGACCAUGUUGUGUCCGAUGCAUAAGAUCAAGGGGCCCUGUGAGCAGGAGCUGAGCUCUUUCGCUGUCUUCCGCCGGGUCUACAUCGAGCGGGACGAGGUGAAGCAGAUCGCCAGCAUCAUCCAGCGGGGAGAGCGGCUGCACAUGUUCCGCGUGGGGGGCCUUGUGUUCCAUGCCAUCGGACAGCUGCUGCCCCAUCAGAUGGCGGACUUCCACAGCGCCACCGCCCUCUAUCCCGUGGGCUACGAGGCCACGCGCAUCUACUGGAGCCUCCGCACCAACAACCGCCGCUGCUGCUACCGCUGCUCCAUCGGCGAGAACAACGGAAGGCCGGAGUUCAUCAUCAAAGUCAUGGAGCAGGGCCUGGAGGACCUGGUCUUUGCCGACGCCUCCCCCCAGGCGGUGUGGAAUCGCAUCAUUGAGCCCGUGGCUGCCAUGAGAAAAGAGGCCGACAUGCUGCGGCUCUUCCCCGAGUACCUGAAAGGCGAGGAGCUCUUUGGGCUGACGGUGCACGCCGUGCUACGCAUAGCUGAAUCACUGCCUGGAGUGGAGAGCUGUCAAAACUAUUUAUUCCGCUAUGGACGCCACCCCCUGAUGGAGCUGCCACUCAUGAUUAAUCCUACCGGUUGUGCCCGAUCGGAGCCUAAAAUCCUCACACACUACAAACGGCCUCACACCCUGAACAGCACCAGCAUGUCCAAGGCCUAUCAGAGCACCUUCACAGGCGAGACCAACACCCCAUACAGCAAGCAGUUUGUGCACUCCAAGUCAUCACAGUACCGGCGCUUGCGCACUGAGUGGAAGAACAACGUGUACCUGGCCCGCUCCCGUAUCCAGGGCCUGGGGCUCUACGCCGCCAAGGACCUAGAAAAGCACACGAUGGUCAUCGAAUAUAUUGGCACCAUCAUUCGCAAUGAGGUGGCCAACCGGCGGGAGAAAAUCUAUGAGGAGCAGAAUCGAGGCAUCUACAUGUUCCGAAUAAACAACGAACAUGUGAUUGAUGCUACGUUGACCGGAGGCCCUGCCAGGUACAUUAACCAUUCCUGUGCCCCUAACUGUGUGGCGGAAGUUGUGACGUUUGACAAGGAGGAUAAAAUCAUCAUCAUCUCCAGCCGGCGAAUCCCCAAAGGAGAGGAGCUGACCUAUGACUAUCAGUUUGACUUUGAGGACGAUCAGCACAAGAUCCCCUGCCACUGUGGAGCCUGGAAUUGUCGAAAAUGGAUGAACUAAGAAGCUUAGAGGCUACCAGGCAGGGGAGUCCCCCCACCCCCAACCUCUUCCCUGAAAGGGAUGAGGGGGAAGAGAGGUAGCAGCCAGAGCCAGGACCCAGGGCUGGGGCUGCCGGCUGACCGGAGCCCCUGGAGCAGGAGGCUGGGGCAGAGGGCCCUAGGCCAAGCCCACCCUGGGCACCAGGGACAACCCUCUUCCCCGCCACCGGCCCCCAGGCUGGCAUCUCUGCCCCCAGCUCCAGGAGGGGCCAGACAGAAGCAGCCAUUGGGCAUCUCAGGUUUGAGGGGGAUAUGGGCCGGGAACUACCCAGAAGCAACUGGGAGGCAGCAGGGAGGGGGGAGGAGGAUGUGUGGCCGGGCCUCACAGCCCUGCUGCUCCCACCGACCUCUCCGGCCCAACUCAAGGCUGCAAAGAGACUUGACUAAGCUUGACAAUCCCAAAGGCCGGGUCCCACACCUGGCCCUGCCUGCCGGGUCCUGCCCCCACCCUCACUCCCAUCCCCUUCCCUCUCAAUCUGUCUCUGUCUCCCUCUUCUCCUCUGUGUUUCUGUCUCUCUAUGGGUUGUGUUUCCUUGUUUUCCACUCUGACAAAUGCAACAUGAACGGGAAAGAGGCGCCCAGCUGCCCAGGAGGGCAAGCCAGGCAAGCCGGGCAAGGAGACCCCGCACCCACACCUACCUCAUUUAAGUGUUGGAUUUUUUGCUGUUUUGAAAUGUGAGACCCUCUCCAAGCCCCCUACUGCCCCGACCCUCUCUUCCGCCUCACUGCCCUCUUCUGAGUGGGUGGAAGGGGGGUAGGAAGAGGAAGAAAAACAACAACAAAAAAUCCAUCUUUGUUUUUAAUUAUGGGCAUGGGAUGGUGGUUGAGGCUAAUGAUGAUGAAGAUUGGGGAUAACUGGCCCCUAGUUGCUCUAGGACUUCCUUCUCCAUCUGGACAUGGGGGCAGGAGGGGUGUGCUAAACCUAGGACCAGGAUAUCUCCCUCCUGUUUUCCCAACCCCAUCAUGAGCCCAUUUGCCCUCCAGCCCCUGGAUGGGGUGGGUGGGUGGUAGGGUGAGGGCUAUCCCUGAGUGGCAUGCCCAUACCCAGUGAGGCAGGGUGUGGCCCGGAGCUCCCACUUUCCCUCAGUCACCAAACUGCUGCUGGUCUGGUGGGAAGGGGUGGUGAUGUGGGGGUGGGGAGCUUAGUGUCAGCGCGGGGAGGGUGGGGGGUAUUUAUCUAUUUAUACAUGGGAUUGUACAUAGUCUUGUGGGGAAUGGGGGAGCCGGCUGGAGGUGAGAACCCUCCCCUCUCCCCCCACCCCCGGGGAGAGCAAAUGUAAAACUACUAAUUUUUGUGCUUUAUAUAUUCUAUAUAAAUAUAUCUAUUUUCUUUUUACAAAA
This is a messenger RNA of Ailuropoda melanoleuca (giant panda), 19343 nucleotides long. RefSeq names its product lysine methyltransferase 2D (gene KMT2D). Gene Ontology annotation, molecular function: protein binding; histone H3K4 methyltransferase activity; transcription coactivator activity. The record is from RefSeq and is a predicted model, not a curated record. Gene Ontology annotation, biological process: positive regulation of transcription by RNA polymerase II. The transcript is spliced from 55 exons. Gene Ontology annotation, cellular component: MLL3/4 complex; nucleus. NCBI's taxonomy places the organism in Eukaryota, Metazoa, Chordata, Mammalia, Carnivora, Ursidae. Bases 1228 to 17964 code for a protein of 5578 amino acids.